AUGAAAGCUUUGUUUCGAUUCAAGUCUUUCUCACUUGAACCAACCCGAAGAAACCCACUUUUCUCUUUCUCAGCUUUCUCAAAGUCAUCGAAAUCCAAAACCCGCGAGACCCCAUCGAAGAUCCAAGCAGAAGCCACUACUCUCACCUCACUCUUUAACGAAAUUACUGAGAUUUUAGGAUCGGAUACUAUCGAAUCCGACGAAACCACGCAGCUCAGAUUUCCGGCGUCGGGAGAAACCCACGCGCCAGGAGCUAACUGUGGUGAUGGAAAAUCGGUCUCUUGCACACAAGAUGUUCGUGAAAAUGCUAAAAUGGUGUUUUCAGGUGUUGUUCAUGAAGAAGAAUUCGAUGUAAGCCCCUUGGUUCAUGAGAUUACGAGCGUCGUGAGAGCAGAUGACGAUAUUCUGGUUUCCAUGGAGGACAGGUUAGAGAAAUUGAGGUUUCCGUUUGAGCCAGAAAUCGUAGAGAAAGUACUAAAGAGGUGCUUCAAGGUUCCUCAUUUGGCUCUGAGGUUCUUCAAUUGGGUGAAGGACAAGGACGGUUUUUCACAUACAGUCGGAGUUUACAACACCAUGCUAAGCAUAGCUGGGGAAGCGAGUAGGGAUCUCGAUUUGGUAGACGAAUUGGUGAAAGAAAUGGAGAGGAACGCUUGUGAUAAGGAUAUUAGGACGUGGACUAUACUUAUCUCAGUGUACGGGAAAGCGAAAAAGAUUGGAAAAGGGCUGCUUGUUUUUGAGAAGAUGAGGAAAAGUGGAUUCGCGCCUGAUGCUGCGGCUUACAAUAUCAUGAUUAGGUCUCUCUGCAUUGCAGGCAGAGGUGAUCUUGCUCUUGAGUUCUAUAAGGAGAUGAUUGAAAAAGGUAUCACUUUUGGAUUGAGAACGUACAAGAUGUUACUGGAUUGCAUAGCGAGAUCGGAGAAAGUUGAUGUGGUCCAGUCUGUAGCAGAUGACAUGGUGAGGAUAUGUGAGGUUUCAGAGCAUGACGCUUUUGGUUAUCUGCUCAAGAGUUUUUGUAUUUCAGGGAAGAUAAGAGAAGCGUUGGAGCUGAUUCGUGAGUUGAAGAACAAGGAAGUGUGCCUCGACGGUAGAUAUUUUGAGAUUUUGGUUAAAGGACUUUGCAGAGCCAAUAGAAUUGUAGAUGCUCUAGAGAUUGUUGAGAUAAUGAAGAAGAGGAAACUGGAUGAGUCAAAUGUUCACGGAAUCAUUAUCAGCGGUUAUCUCAGGCAACAAAAUGUUUCUAAAGCACUUGAACAGCUCGAGGUUUUGAAAAAUUCAGGGCGUUCACCUAGAGUUACUACUUACACCGAGAUCAUGCAACAACUCUUCAAGAUGAAAGAGUUUGAAAAGGGUUGUAACUUAUUCAGAGAGAUGAUAGAGAAUGGGGUCGAGCCUGAUAGCGUCGCUAUCACAGCAGUGGUUGCUGGUUACUUGGGGCAAAACCGAGUAGCAGAGGCAUGGAAAGUGUUUAGAAGCAUGGAGGAAAAGGGCAUUAAAGCGACAUGGAAAUCUUAUUCGAUCUUUUUGAAGGAGCUCUGUAGAUCAGCAAAAUAUGAUGAGAUCUUGAAGCUGCUAAAUCAGAUGCUCGCCUCCAAGAUAGCUAUCAGGGAUGAUGUAUUUUCUUGGGUUAUCUCUUCUAUGGAGAGAAAUGGUGAAAAGGAGAAGAUUGAACAUAUCAAAGAAAUCCAGAAAAAAUGCAAAUCCUACCGUCAAGAACUAAACACAUCUUGCAAAACAGAAUCAAAGCAAGAAGAGGAGCUUGUUGAUGACUAUAAUCGUCCACAAGUGGUGCAGCACUCAGCUCUUCCACUAGCUUCAUCUGCCGUUGAUAAACACGACGUGCAAGAAAUCUGUCGCAUCUUAUCAUCCUCCCGAGAUUGGGAGAGAAUCCAAGAAGCUCUAGAGAAAUCGGCAGUCGAGUUCACACCGGAACUAGUUGUUGAGGUUCUUCGUAAUGGCAGGAUACAUGGGAACGCUGUUUUACGCUUCUUUUCAUGGGUGGGAAAGAGGAAUGGCUAUAAGCACAGUGCAGAGGCAUACAACAUGAGCAUCAAAGUCGCGGGAAGCGGGAAAGAUUUCAAGCAGAUGAGAAAUCUGUUUUACGAGAUGAGAAGACAAGGCUGCUUGAUAACACAGGAUACAUGGGCGAUCAUGAUAAUGCAGUAUGGUCGAACCGGUCUAACCAACAUUGCUAUCAGAACGUUCAAGGAAAUGAAAGAUAUGGGUCUAGUUCCGAGCGCUUCGACCUUCAAGUGUUUGAUCACAGUUCUUUGCGAGAAGAAAGGCAGGAACGUUGAAGAAGCCACUAGAACAUUCCGUGAGAUGAUUCGUUCUGGUUUUGUCCCAGAUAGAGAACUAGUCCAGGACUAUUUGGGAUGCUUAUGUGAAGUUGGUAACACAAAGGAGGCGAAGCAUUGUUUGGAUUCUCUCGGCAAGAAAGGUUUCCCAGUUCCUGUGGCCUACUCCAUUUACAUAAGAGCUCUCUGUCGAGUUGGGAAAGUAGAGGAAGCUCUGUCAGAAUUAGCCAGUUUUAAAGGAGAGAGAUCUUUACUAGACCAGUAUACUUACGGAAGCAUUGUCCAUGGUUUAUUGCACAAGGGAAAGUUACAAGAAGCAUUGGAUAAAGUGAGUUCCAUGAAGGAAAUGGGAAUAAAACCCGGUGUCCAUGUUUACACAUCUCUGAUUGUUCACUUCUUCAAGGAGAAACAGAUUGAGAAGGCUUUAGAGAUAUUUCAGAAAAUGGAAGAAGAAAGCUGCGAGCCUUCUGUUGUGACGUACACGGCAAUGAUAUGCGGGUACAUGAGCCUGGGAAAAGCAGAAGAGGCUUGGAAAGCAUUUCGCAAUAUGCAAGAGAAGGGAACUUUGCCAGAUUUCAAAACAUACAGCAAGUUCAUAAACUGUUUGUGCCAAGCAGGUAAAUCUGAAGAUGCCCUGAGUCUUCUGUCUGAGAUGCUGGAUAAGGGUAUUGCUCCAAGCACUGUCAAUUACCGAACAGUUUUCUACGGGUUAAACAGAGAAGGCAAGCAAGAUAUUGCUCGGACUGUUUUACAGAAGAAGUCGGCUUUAGCAGAACAGCGAAAGGUAUCUACAUGA
This is a messenger RNA of Microthlaspi erraticum, 3090 nucleotides long. NCBI's taxonomy places the organism in Eukaryota, Viridiplantae, Streptophyta, Magnoliopsida, Brassicales, Brassicaceae. The record is from the annotation of a GenBank genome assembly.